Schistosoma turkestanicum is the source of this 1660-nucleotide messenger RNA. The record is from the annotation of a GenBank genome assembly. Lineage: Eukaryota; Metazoa; Platyhelminthes; Trematoda; Strigeidida; Schistosomatidae.
GCAAUAUAUCUAUUUCAUAUGUUAUUGGGCAUUGUUGAAUUAUUUGUCGAGUCAGAAGUCAACAACAUCACCCUCUGGAUACCAUCAGGCAAAAUUGUGCACUUGCCGUGUUGGUGGCCGCGAUCUAUUAACUUUAGCGUGACUGAAUGGCUGGAACCAAUUAAAAAGAAGUCAGAGGCCAAUCACUACCACAGCAUAACUGUGUGGUUCAAUAGCGGAGGAGAAGUAAUCCAUGUUGGUGAAGUUCUCACUAUCUACUUUCCAUUAACUGGAAUCACCGAGGGUAUACUGGGUAAACAAACGAAUUCCGGACCGAAAAUUAGUGAGACACUUGCAGGAAACAAACAAUUAUCCACUGAUGAAGUGGGAACUGUGACGUGUGUAGUUUAUUACUCGUUUUAUUUAUUUGGUGAUAGAACCAAAUGGAAUUUAUUACAACGUCCUAAUGCAAUUUCACGGCAACUACAAUUCGCUUUUCGUGUUUACACUAUGCCAGUUAUAGUAUGGAGUUAUGCACUUAAAGCAACUUCCGACGAUCCAAUAACAGAGAAAAACCUUCAACAAACAUUGGAGAAGAUAAGGCAAUGGUGUACAACAACAAGAGUUAAAGUGGUUGGAUAUAAACUUAGUUAUUGUCAAGAUAUAGUAGUACAGGUGAUGCCAAUGAUCACAGCAACGAAACCAACAGCAUCAAUCCCGAAUGAACUGCCAAAAAGUACGUUCACUGAAGUAUCACUACAUAUUGAUCUAUCGCCUGAUCAGAUUUUCAGAUUAUUUAGUCCUACAGAAAGUUACUUCAACCAAGCUCAUGCUUCUCUGAAGGUGGAAAUGGACGAGCUCAUUAAAACUUCGGUAACACGUGACAGUUUGGUCAUACACGAAAUCGCCACUCGCAUACGAGUUGUUUGUCCACCAGGCAGUCAAACAUAUGAGCCUCCACCUUUUUUAAAGUCAAUCAGUCUAAGUAAUACAUCAGUAGAAGACUCAUCAGAACAUCCACUAAGCAAAUGGUCAGUUAUAUGCCAUCCAUGUCUUCCAGGUCAUGCUCCCCAAACUCCAUACUCAUAUGGCGGUUGUUUCUUCUGUCCUAAAGGUUACUACUCAGGUGAAACACGUUAUCCGUCUAUUGGAGGAUGCCUGCAAUGUCCCAUGGGUUUUACUACGGACAACAUGGGCUCCACGUCUGUUCGAGAAUGCCAAAUAGUUGGAGGAGUUGUAUCUCGCCUGAUCAUUGGAUUCUUCAUCAAUAUGCUGAAAGAAUUUGAGCAGUUUGUGGUUGUCAAUUCUAGAAAAGAGUUAACUACUAGGACGGUAGAACAAAGCGAUGAAACAUACUGGGUUUGGAAGGAACGCAUUAGUGUGUCUGUUUGGAUCUUUCUAAGUCUAUAUAUCGUGAUAACUGUAUGGUUGUCAUCAAUAGCUAUCUAUCGGAUACAUCUUUACACCAAACUACGCAAAAUGUAUAAGGCCCAGUUUAAAUUACUUUUAAAAUCAGCUUUAGUGGGCCAAAGAAAUGUAGUUGAUCGGACCAAACAACAACUGAAAACCAGUGAUUAUGUUACCUAAUCAGAAUAUAAUAAAUUACUCAAUCGUUAUGAAAAUGAAAACAUGACGCUUCAUUCAGUACAUUUAUAAAGAAAAUUUUCAAAUAGUAAUAUUU